UUCGCAUUCAUGCAUACAGCUGGUUCCACAAGACGAACCCGCUCGCGCUCGGAGUACCAGCGGCCUCGAGCCCAGAUGCGGCUCUGACUCCUCUGGCGCGCGUUGGGCGGGAGGCUAUGAUAAAGACAGAGCUAGGUAAAUAACACACAGUAUAACAUAAACGACAUUGAAUGCGAGCUAUAGCAAGGUUGGAUUGUUGGAAUUCUCGACAUUUAACCCUGAUAUUAACUUCAUCAGCAGCCGAUACAGACAGACAAAAGGAAGGGAGACCGCCUCUUGUUCAUUCCAACCCGCCUUUCAAUGUGAGCUGCCCGCAGUACCUUGACGGGAAAGAUGCGACGAAGAAGAUGCGGCUUUUUUAUGGUUUUAUCCUUGUUACUACAGCUGGGGAUAGUAGAUGUUUUAUCUGGUGACCAUGACCGCUACAUGACCAGGACCGGUGGCGGGAGGCGGUGGUCGGACCACCCAGUCCUGGUGUACCGUCACGUGGACCAAGAUGGCCAGGAGAGGUCCCUGGGUCUGGAGACACCUGUGUGGCAGCGCGGUGGGGACAGGGACAGUCUCCAUGCUAUGGUUAACAUCCUCCAUGCCCAACACCAGGCCAGACUGGACAGCUUCAGGGACAUGGACAGUCUCCAGGCCCAGACCCAGGCCAGGGUGGACAGCCUCCUCACCCAGUCCGCCCAGACCCAUGUCAGGCUGGACAAGCUGAUGCCCGCUGCCCUGCUGGAGUCUGGGUUCCGCCAGGCAUCCCGUGGGCAUGGAGCCGUCAGCCUGCUGGCACAGCCGGAGCAGGAGGUGCGGGUGGAGAAUGCUCCAGUCUCGGCACGCCAUAUCGUCACCGUGAACCUGCAGGUUGAUGUGAGGAGGUUAAACGUGUCUCUCCUAAGGCGGUUCAGAGAGGGGGUAGCUGCAGCUCUGGACAUCUCACCCAGACACGUACACAUCAACAGACUCAAUGAGAGGAAGAAUGGCAUUGAGCUGUAUGUGUCAUCUGAUAGGCCAGGGGCCACGGAGCCCCUCCCAGCAGAGGAAGUUAUCCAAUCACUGAAUAUCAACAUCCUGCAUCGUAGCCUGGGUCACUUCGGCAUCACAGAGGUCUCCUCAGAGAAGAAUGUGCUACAGGAUCAACAUGAGAGGGACAAUGUUUGGACUAAAGAGGGAUUCUUUGCUAUGGUCAUCUUCCUCACCAUCUUCAUCAUCAUCAUCACCUGUUUGAUGGUCCUCUACCGUAUGAAGGAGAAGGUUGAGUAUUCUGACAGGCAGAUCAAAGAGCAGCCUGUGUUCCCCAGCCGCGACCUUCACCUGACCCCUGUCACCAUCCCACCCCCGGUCCCGCUGCACGACGACGUCGGAGCCCAGACCCAGUCCCAGGUCCCCUUCUCUAGCAGCAUGGUGCAGGUGGAGCCCGCACCCCCUUCUACGCCCACAUCCAUACCUACACCCAGAGCUUGCCGUCCUCCACCCAUCACCCCCACCCCCAUCCCUGUCGCCACCAACACCAACACCUCCAGCUCCAGCUGUGGUCCUCCGCAGCUCCCCCCAGCCCACGAGAAACCCUGCCUGUCAGCCAACCCCUCUCCCUUCAGGAUGAAGCCUGCCGCUUGCCUCCAGGAGAGGAGAGGUUCCAACGUAUCCUUAGUGCUGGACAUGUCCUCCCUGGCAGCGGUGGAGCCCCUGAACGGUGGGGUGGUGACCCCCAGAGAGAGGGCUACUCAGGAGUACCUGCAGUCAGCCGGCCGGACCCUGUCCAGACAGCAGCUACGAGACGUGGUGCUCAACACACAGACGCUACACGCAGAGUUCGCUGAAAUCCCAAUGAACUUUGUGGAUCCAAAGGAGAUGGACAUUUCCAGUCAUGGAACCAAAAACAGAUACAAGACAAUACUGCCAAAUCCACAUUCCAGAGUGAUCCUGAGGACCAAGAGCUCCUUCGACCCUCUCAGCAGCUACAUCAACGCCAACUACGUUAGGGGUUACCUAGGCGAUGAGAAGGCUUACAUUGCCACCCAAGGUCCCAUGAUCAACACAGUGAAUGAUUUCUGGCAGAUGGCCUGGCAGGAAGACUGUCCUGUCAUCGUCAUGAUCACCAAGCUCAGGGAGAAGAACGAGAAAUGUGUUCUGUACUGGCCGGAGAGGCGUGGUUUCUAUGGCAAGGUGGAGGUGCUCAUCAACAGCGUGAGAGAGUGUGACAACUACACCUGCCGGACCCUCACCCUGAAGCAAGGGGCCCAGAGUCGUGUGGUGAAGCACUACUGGUACACAUCAUGGCCGGACCAUAAGACCCCAGACAGCGCCCAGCCCCUGCUCCAGCUGAUGAGAGACGUGGAGAAGGACAGGACGGGCUCCCCAUCGCAGGGACCCGUCAUCGUACACUGCAGCGCAGGGAUUGGCCGAACGGGCUGCUUCAUCGCCACGACGAUAGGCUGUCGUCAGUUGGAGCUGGAGGGAGUGGUGGAUGUGCUGGGGAUUGUGUGUCAGCUCCGAGCGGACAGAGGCGGGCUGAUCCAGACAGGGGAGCAGUACGAGUUUGUGCACCACGCCUUAAGCCUCUUCCAAACCCGCCUCUCCGCCGACACCGGCCAAUGAACAAGGACCAGGAAGUUUUCACUGGAUGCGCUAGGUUUUUUCCAGGAAGUGGAAUUGAAUUCCCCCCUAGCGGGAAGGACCUAUCUUACCUGGUGACUGUGAGGUCAUGUGACUAAUGAGGAAGUGGAUGUCUGGGUGACGAUUGGAGGGUAGAUGUCCUUGUGGGCUUAGUCUUUGUGGACAUGUAUGGACAGCCUGCACUGCUAUUGGCUGAUUGAUUGAGUCUCCUUACAGAGAGAGAGAUGGAGGUGUGGACAGGUGAUUUUGUCUCUGAAUGUAAUCUAUCUUUUCUUCUCUUCCUCCUCCUCCUCUUCCUCCUCCUCCUCUUCUUCUUCUACUACUACUUCCUGUCGUUCGUGAGCAGCUCUGCUUCUGAAAACGUUGUUGUGAGCAACCUGCCUCUGUCCAAUCAAACUCUCUGAUACUGCAGCUCUGUCCAAUCAGAUUGCCUGAUAUUGAUUCUGUAGUAUAUACCUACACUCUGACCUCUUACUAGUAUGUGCUAGAUGGGUAGGUAGUCUAUGGUCCUUGAAUCGUCCAUGGUGUUUCUAUUAAAAUGCAAAAGGUACAUUGUCGAAAUGAAUAGCACUUGUCUAUGUGACUUUACUAGGAUAUUUUUGAAUUACGAUUAUUUUAUUUUUGAAAACUAUGUGCUGUUAUACAAAGGGUAUUAUUCUAAAGACUGUUAUAUUCCAUUGGUGGUUGGCUUUUUUCUCAUUAGCACACUAGAAGCUGCCCCUCUGCCAUACGGUAUACCUCUGAUAGCAUGUUGAUCAUCCAUUGAAACAUCAGUGUAUGUAAGGUGAGGGAACGAUUGGGCCUGUCUGGUACUACAGAUCAAAAGGUCUUUACGCUAUGGGCAUGGCCAUUAUACACACUGUAUUGGAAGCCAAUAACAAAAACCAGCCGACACGCGGCCCUCCAGGAAUUGAGUUUGACAGCCAUGCUGUAGGCCACCCUAUAGAUCUACUUUGUUCACAGAGAACUGUCAUGGCCGACCGUGUGGUCCAAUGUUGUUCCAUGCCAAAGCUCGCUCUUAUCAGUUACUGUGUGAUCUACCCUGGCUCUGAAAUGGCAUGGCAUUUCAUCAGUAAAUCAAUCUUACUACCAAAAUAAUAAUUGUUUCCAGACAAUAAUUUAUUUUCCAUUCCUUAGCUUUCAAAUCCAUCCUUAGGUAUAUUGCGUUUGACAAUUAAAGGCCCAGUGCAGUCAAAAAUGUGAUUUUUCCUGUGCUUUAUAUAUAUAUUUACACACUAUGAUGUUGGAAUAAGUACCUUACACAAGUAAGGCACUUAAUUGUUACCCAGAAAUGAUUUGAUAUUGAGAUAAAAACGGCUGCAUUGGACCUUUAAGCGUCACAGAUAAUUAUAUGACCACAUUCUUUACCAAAAUGUAAACUUUAGCAUUUAAAUGACAAUGGUGCACUCAUGCUAUGUUUAAUUGCUGAUCAUAUAGAUUAAAUUAUAGUAAUAAUAAUGCUUUUAUUUUUAUACAAUAUUAAAGAUAAUGUUUUGAUGUGUACAGUAAACUCAUGAUCAUUUGGCACUUUUAGACAUGAUGGUUUCUCUGUAUGACUGAAUGGUAUAGAUUCCCACACACUUUAUCUCUGAAACUAAAAGUUAUUACGAAGAUAACAUCAAUCAUACACUUAUCAUUUUUGUCAGGAUUAUCUGACCCUGAUUUCAACCACUGAUAUAGCUUCUGAAUGCCAAAUACAUAGAUUGGACAUGAUUCCCUUCAGACUUUUCUGGUAAUUCCUGAAAAUCUGAAGUGAGUUGCACAAUUACCAGCUUGGAAUCCACCCUGAAUAGCGCUCAAUUUCACUAUUGUCUCACUAGUGAAGCAGAGCAGUAUUCAGGGUGGAUUCUAGACAAAAAAAAACGGGCCCUCUGCUCCUUCCUCUCCAAACAUGACAUCCAUUAGGUUAUUUCCUUAACUUCACAGGGUUUCUAACUCCACAGUACGAUUCCCACAAACAGCCAAAGUUGUUCUCAUGAAAGCUGCUUGCCCUAAAGUUCACGACAAUAGGUUUGACAUGCUUUAGAAGAGUUUAGUAGCCUGGAACCUCAAACUGAAUAUAUCGCUAUUUCACUGAAACAAUAGUGAAGCAGAGUAAUAUUCCAUUUGUGUUCCAGGCUCUGGUUUUAGUGGUCAGUAAUCUACACCACGCUUCUAUUCAUGGUGUUGCGUGUUUCGUCACAAUAUUGUUUUGAACGUUCAUUUUGGACUGAUGCCCGACUGAGCGUUCUACUCAAUGCAUCGUGGAAUGAGCGCUGAUGGAGAUUUAAUCAAAAGUGCAUUACAGUUGCUUUGGAAAUACAAUGACAUUUUUAAAAAAUGAGGCAAAUAAUUUGUAGGAAAACCAUUUGUCAUCACUUUGACGUCGGCAGAUGGACUUUAGAUGCAGUAUAACGUUAGCUAGCUAGCAAAGAUUGAGGGGAGGCCACCGGAUUUUAGUUAGCUAACGUUAGCAUUGCUAGCUAUUUUUGACGAACUUUGCUAGCUAAUGACAACAUUGCCAUCUGU
This is a messenger RNA of Coregonus clupeaformis (lake whitefish), 5115 nucleotides long. Its product is annotated as receptor-type tyrosine-protein phosphatase R. Lineage: Eukaryota; Metazoa; Chordata; Actinopteri; Salmoniformes; Salmonidae. The transcript has 15 exons. The record is from RefSeq and is a predicted model, not a curated record. Gene Ontology annotation, molecular function: protein tyrosine phosphatase activity. Gene Ontology annotation, biological process: protein dephosphorylation. Bases 334 to 2589 code for a protein of 751 amino acids.